UGCACACAAUCCCAAUCCCGACCUCAGAUGCGGAGUGAUGGCUUCAAUCCUUCAUUAAUCUGCUAUAGCGAGAUUUGUCCAUGGAAAUUCCUUCCCUUGCCUUACACCUUGGCCCCCUGGUAAGCCAUAAUAAAAGCCAUCAAUGCCGCGCAGCAAAGCCGACAAAAGCAAACAUGCCAUUUUCCAUAAAAUUUAGCGUGUAUACCGUACCGUGCCACCGGCAAACUCCAUCUGCCUCUCGCUCUCCAACGCAGUUUAGCCUCGGUUCGCACCCGCCGGUUCGGCGCCCGAGGUGGCGCGCCACGAGCAAAACCCAUCUCCGCCUGAUUUGCCAGCCACUGGCUGCGGUAUGUACCGGUGUUGUAGCCGCCUUUGGUAUUGUUCUUGCUUGAUUGUUGUAUGGUGUCGGGCAUAUGACGGUGUCCGCACAGUCUCUUCUGUA
Trichoderma asperellum CBS 433.97 is the source of this 442-nucleotide messenger RNA. The record is from RefSeq and is a predicted model, not a curated record. NCBI's taxonomy places the organism in Eukaryota, Fungi, Ascomycota, Sordariomycetes, Hypocreales, Hypocreaceae.